Nematolebias whitei (Rio pearlfish) is the source of this 2020-nucleotide messenger RNA. RefSeq names its product integrator complex subunit 9 (gene ints9). Lineage: Eukaryota; Metazoa; Chordata; Actinopteri; Cyprinodontiformes; Rivulidae. Gene Ontology annotation, cellular component: integrator complex. The transcript is spliced from 17 exons. Gene Ontology annotation, biological process: snRNA processing. The record is from RefSeq and is a predicted model, not a curated record. The coding region runs from base 4 to 1980 and encodes 658 amino acids.
AAAAUGAAAUUGUAUUGUUUGUCUGGUCACCCUACAUUGCCUUGCAAUGUCCUAAAGUUUAAGUCCACCACCAUCAUGUUGGACUGUGGUCUGGACACCACCUCUGUCCUCAACUUCCUGCCCCUUCCUCUGGUGCACAGCCCUAGACUUUCUAAGCUCCCUGGAUGGAUCUCCAAAGAUGGAACAAUAAACUUAGAAAAGGAGCUGAAGGAUUGUGCUGGAAGAGUGUUUGUGGAUUCCCAGCCAGAGUUCUGUCUUCCUGAGAGAGAACUGCUGGAUCUGUCCACCAUUGAUGUCAUCCUUAUCUCCAACUACCACUGCAUGAUGGCGCUGCCUUACAUCACUGAACACACUGGCUUCACAGGGACGGUGUACGCCACGGAGCCCACCCUGCAGAUUGGAAGACUGCUGAUGGAGGAGCUGGUGAACUUCAUGGAGAGGGUUCCUAAAGCCCAGUCUGCCACCUGCUGGAAGAACAAGGAGAUACAGAGGCUGCUGCCGGGCUCGCUGAAGGACGCGCUGGACGUGUGCACGUGGAGACGAUGCUACAGUCUGCAGGAGGUCAACUCAGCCCUCAGCAGAGUGCAGCUUGUGGGUUAUUCUCAGAAAGUGGAGCUGUUUGGAGCCGUACAGGUCUCCCCGUUGAGCUCGGGUUACUCGUUGGGCAGCUCCAACUGGAUCAUCCAGUCGUAUCAUGAGAAGGUGUCCUACGUGUCCGGUUCGUCCCUCCUCACCACACACCCACAGCCGAUGGAUCAGAGCUCGCUGAAGAACAGCGAUGUUCUCAUCCUGACAGGCCUCACACAGAUCCCCACUGCUAACCCAGACGGCAUGCUGGGAGAGUUCUGCAGCAACCUGGCCAUGACGAUACGAGCAGGAGGCAACGUGUUGGUGCCGUGUUACUCCUCAGGGGUGAUCUACGACCUGCUGGAGUGUCUGUAUCAGUUCAUCGAGAGCGCCAGCCUGGGCACCACGCCCUUCUACUUCAUCUCACCUGUAGCCAACAGCUCGCUGGAGUUCUCUCAGAUCUUUGCAGAGUGGCUUUGUCAUAAUAAACAGACGAAGGUGUAUCUUCCUGAGCCUCCUUUCCCUCAUGCAGAGCUGAUCCAAACCAACAAGCUGAAGCACUACCCCAGCAUCCAUGGAGACUUCAGCUGUGAGUUCCGUCAGCCUUGCGUGGUUUUCACCGGCCACCCAUCUCUGCGCUUUGGGGACGUGGUUCACUUCAUGGAGCUGUGGGGAAAAUCCAGCCUCAACACAGUCAUCUUCACUGAACCAGACUUCUCCUACCUGGACGCCCUGGCUCCUUAUCAGCCGUUAGCAAUGAAGUGUGUUUAUUGUCCCAUUGACACACGACUCAACUUCCAUCAAGUGUCGAAGCUGCUGAAGGAAGUCCAGCCUCUCCAUGUGGUGUGUCCGGAACCAUACACCCAGCCUCCUGUGAGCCAGUCCCACCGCUCUGACCUGAUGCUGGAGCUGCAGCCUCCUCCCAUGCCCUACAGGCGCUGCUCCGUUCUCAACCUGCCCUUCAGGCGUCGCUUCGAGCGGGUCUACAUCCUGCCUGAGCUUGCAAACUCACUGGUGCCCAGUGAGGUUAAACCUGGCAUCUCCGUGGCAACCGUCUCCGCAGUGCUGCACUCGAAGGACAACAAGCACACCCUGCAGUCUGUGCCCAAACCCUCUCCUGCGCCUCCCAGUAAGAAGAGGAAACGGGUGGUGGAGGAGCCCCCAGUAGUUUUGGCCCCCAAACCCCUGUUGAGUGGAGCUGUGCCCCUGGAAGCAUUUCUGGCCACUCUGCAAAAACACGGCAUCACGGAGGUUAAGGUGGAGGAGACGGCAGAUGGACACAUCCUGCACCUGCAGGCCCAGGACACGCUGAUCCAGCUGGAAGAGGAUGGGACGCACAUCGUGUGCGAUAACAACGAGCCGCUGCGGACCACCCUCAGAGACCUGGUGCUCCGAUUCCUGCAGAAACUAUGAGCGCUUCGGAGCUGCAGUUCUACUCUUCAGCAGAAACAUG